UUCCUUCCAGUUGAGGCUUUUUAGAAUCCACAAAUGCUCUCUAAAUGAAGCGAACAAUAAGACAAUGCCUACCUUUCUUCUUCAUCAAUAUGACUUGCUGGCUCUAGAACUUAGCCACUUGAACAUUUCUGGGACCUUCCCGUCAUGGCUUUUGACAAACAACACGAGAUUAAGUUAUUUCAAUCUGACGCACAACUUGUUCACUACUCCCUUUAAACUCAAUCCUGCCUCAAAACUGCUUCAAAUGGAGUCCUUUGAUAUUUCCUCUAACCCCAUCAGAGAUGAAAUGCCAUCUCAUAUUGGAUACAUUUUUCCCAACUUGAUUUCUCUUAAUAUGUCAUCAACUUCAUUGCGAGGUCAUUUUCCAGCUUCAAUAGGUGAAAUGAGACAAUUGAAUGAUCUUGACUUGUCAAAUAAUAAUUUAUUUGGCUCUUUGCCUCAAGAAUUUGGUCAAGGGAACAAUGAAUUGAGAUUUUUGAAGUUGUCAAACAACAACCUGAGUGGCUCAUGUCUUCCCAUAGGAUCAAAUUUCACACAUUUGUUGUCUCUUGAUCUCAACAACAAUAACUUCACAGGAAAAUUUCAAGGUGGCUUCAUGAACAGUACUGGAUUGAUAAUGUUGGAUUUAAGUGCCAAUCAACUAUUUCGUGAAAUACCUAGCUGGAUUGGAAAAUUUCAAGAUUUGAGUUACCUCAUUUUGUCACAGAAUUCUUUAACAGGGCAAUCAUUUCAUGGGAUCUCUACCUUCUACUUUGGCUAAUUCUUCCUCAUUGUUGACUUUCGAUUUGAUGCAUAACAAAUUUUCAGGUCGAAUUCCAAGAUGGAUUA
Neltuma alba is the source of this 828-nucleotide messenger RNA. Its product is annotated as receptor-like protein 1. Gene Ontology annotation, molecular function: protein binding. NCBI's taxonomy places the organism in Eukaryota, Viridiplantae, Streptophyta, Magnoliopsida, Fabales, Fabaceae. The transcript has 2 exons. The record is from RefSeq and is a predicted model, not a curated record. The coding region runs from base 65 to 760 and encodes 231 amino acids.